AUGAGGUAUGCAGAUAUGCCCAGAGAUGUUUCUAUUGACAAUUUCCCUUCGCUCAACGUGUCUGAGAAAGUAAAGUCAAAGGCAUAUGAUGAUGAAGAUAAAUUAGAACAUUUAGUUUCCAACACAGAGUAUAGAAAAUUAACCACAUAUAACUCUUUGAAAAAACAUCCAUCAAAUUUAUCAACUCCGUCGUGUGAACAAAGGCAUAGAAGACGUCUUUCAGAAACAUUGACAUGUGGCUUAGCAAGACAAUGUAAAACUCACAGUCUUCCUUGUAAUAUGACAUUAAAACAUCCUUAUAGUGUUUCACCGGUCGAUGAAAAAGAUGUUGAUAAGACUAAGGGUGUUUUGUCUCCUGGUAUACUUCCGGAAGAUUGGGCUGCCCAACUCACAUUAUUAGAUUUAAAUAUAUUUAGUCAAAUAUCUCCAGAAGAGUUGUCUUCAUGUUCUUGGAACAAGAAGCAAAAACUAGAAGUUGCACCAAAUGUAGUAGCAUUUACUAGGCAAUUCAAUCAUGUAUCAUUUUGGGUUGUUCAAGAAAUUUUGAAAGGCGCCACUCCAAAACUGCGUGCUGAUCUGAUCACUCAGUUUAUAAAGAUCUCCAAAAAAUUGUAUGACCUUAAUAAUUUCCAUUCAUUAUUUGCUGUUAUUUCCUCCCUUCAAAGUGCUUCAGUUUAUAGACUAUCUAAAUCAUGGAACAAUGUGUCGAAGAAAGAUCGGCAAUCAUUUGAUAAACUAGCCAAUGUUUUCUCAGAAUGUAAUAACUGGAGGAAUCUUCGGGAUCACCUAGAAACCUUACGUUUACCAUGCAUACCUUAUUUAGGUGUAUUUUUGACUGAUUUGGUGUAUGUUGAUAUGGCACAUCCUCAUAAAAGUAGCGGCUUAUUAGAAUCUGAAGCAAGGCGUCUGAAAAUGAAUAAUAUUCUAAGAGUAAUAUCACAUAUGCAGCAGAGCCGUUAUGAUCAUCUGAUACGGCUUCCUAGGAUAAAUGAUUAUUUGAACUCUAUUAGAUAUAUUGAAGAACUGCAUAAGUUUGUUCAAGAUGACCAAUAUAAAUUAUCAUUAAAGUUAGAACCUUUAUCCUGCCAAACAGAAAACUCUAGAGGUUCCAAAGAAUCCGUCAAUCAAGUGUUGUUAGAUUCAUUGAGUUUAUCACCAGCAAAAUCAACCGAUUUAAUGCGAAUAAGAAAAUUUUCUUUAUGCAAGCAACAACAACAGAAAACAAAUUGUUCAAAAUAUCGCAGUGCAAGUCUACCACGUAGUUUUCUUAAAAAACCUGUGAAUCAAUCUGCAGUUUGUAAUAAUAAUAGUUUGAUCCAUAAAUCUGAUGAAGGAAUAUUGUCAACUGUAAACUCGAGAAAUUUACUAGAUGACUCGCUCAUAGAAGAGAACACAUUAGAUCUGUCCAAUUUAAAUCUAUCACCCUCUCAAACAUUGAAAGGAGCCCAUAAAAUAAGUUUAGAAAGUUGUUUAAGGCGUAAAGUGGUUUUGAAAAAUGGACGAAAACCAGCUGUGACAACUUGGCAACGUUAUUGGAUACAACUAUGGGCAUCGGUAUUAAUUUAUUACUCACCUAAGUCGUUUAAAGGUUGUAACAGAAAUGACUUUAAACGAGAGCCUUGCAAACUUUGUCCGUUAAAAGGAUGCACUAUUAGUCUUGGUGAUAAUCCAGAUACAUUUUUAAUCAAGCAUCCUGAUCAAAGAAAUACAUAUAAGUUUCGAGCUGAGAGUGACAAUACAGCGUUACAAUGGUACAGACGAUUGUACCAUGCAGCACAGUCAGUACACCAACCUGACACUAAAUUACCCGAUAACCUUAUAAGUUUCGACUGA
Messenger RNA from Macrosiphum euphorbiae (potato aphid), 1833 nucleotides. The record is from the annotation of a GenBank genome assembly. Lineage: Eukaryota; Metazoa; Arthropoda; Insecta; Hemiptera; Aphididae.